Messenger RNA from Chiloscyllium plagiosum (whitespotted bambooshark), 6486 nucleotides. RefSeq names its product mucin-4. Gene Ontology annotation, cellular component: membrane. Lineage: Eukaryota; Metazoa; Chordata; Chondrichthyes; Orectolobiformes; Hemiscylliidae. Gene Ontology annotation, molecular function: calcium ion binding; ErbB-2 class receptor binding. Gene Ontology annotation, biological process: cell-matrix adhesion. The record is from RefSeq and is a predicted model, not a curated record.
UCAUUUAGAGAGUCAGUGUGAACACAUGAUGGGCUAAGUGGCCUCCUCCUUAUACUUAGACUGUAAUCAAAGCAUGUAGGUGGAUUCUAGCAUUUCAAACGUCACUUGGAAAAGCUGUAAGUGUCGAAGUUUUGGAGUGAAAAUCUGUACAGAUGUUUAAAGUUUUCUAACUUGAUGGAUUCCCAAGAAUACAAAACACGCACUGCUAUAUUGAGCAAAGUAUUAUUUUGGAUGAGCACAGUAUUAGCAGAUGAAUGUAGGGAGAAACACAUUUGCCCAGAUGAUCAUACAACUUGUAUAAACAUGCCUGGCUCGUACAUCUGUGUCUGCAAAACUGGAUUCAGUAAGAAUGGAUCUUCAUGCAUAGACAUUGAUGAAUGUUCCACAGCUGGGCAGAAGUGCCACCAGUUUGCCAGUUGCAUCAACAGUAUAGGGAGUUAUCAGUGCGAAUGUUUGAGUGGUUUUAUUGGUGAUGGGAAAAAUUGCUCUGACAUUGAUGAAUGCCAAAGUCACAAUGGAGGAUGCCAUCCCUAUGCUAUGUGCAACAAUACAGCUGGGUCUUUCUCCUGCAUCUGUCCCCAUGGGUUCACUGGCAAUGGAACUGAAUGCUGGGAUAUCGAUGAAUGUGUCCUUGGCAACAUGAUCAACAUCUGCAAUGAUUCUGCCACGUGUAAGAAUACAGAGGGUUCAUUUCAGUGUGAGUGCCACAUAGGAUUUAAUGGAGAUGGAUACAAUUGUGUGGAUCUUAACGAAUGUGAGAAUACCUCUAUAUGCGAUGAAAAUGCAGAUUGUAACAAUACCCUUGGGUCUUAUUUAUGUAGCUGUAGACAAGGAUUUCUAACUGCUGAUGGGCUGUGUUUGGACAUUAAUGAAUGUCACCAGCAGACUAUUUGUCAUCCGAAUGCAAACUGCAUCAAUGUUCAAGGUUCAUUCUAUUGCAGUUGUAAAUCUGGCUUCUCCGGAAAUGGAACAGAUUGCAGAGAUAUUGAUGAUUGUGCUCUCAACCAUUCAGUUUGCCAUGAGAAGGCAAUUUGCAACAAUACUCUUGGAGCCUAUCGUUGUGAGUGCUGGACAGGAUAUGAAGGAAAUGGGACUCUCUGUUACGAUACAAAUGAAUGUCUUAAAAAUGACACCAUAUGCUCCAAGUAUAGUAUCUGCAUUAAUACUGAAGGCUCUUACACAUGCCAGUGCAAUGAAGGAUUUGUAGGAAAUGGGUCAUACUGUGAAGAUAUAAAUGAAUGCAACCUGAUUAAUGUAUCUUUUCAAUGUCAUUUUGACUCAUAUUGCAUGAAUACAUUGGGCUCAUUUGAAUGUCACUGUGAGGCUGGUUUUGAAAACAAUGGGACUGAUUGUAUUGAUAUUGACGAAUGUAUAACAAAUUCAUCCGACUGCAACAUAUAUGCCAGCUGCAUCAAUUAUCUGGGUGGGUAUGAUUGUGACUGCUUUGAUGGAUUUAUCGGAAAUGGGACUCAGUGCUUGGACAUUAAUGAAUGCAGUGCAGACAACAUGUGUCAUACCAACGCUUCCUGCCUGAAUACGCAAGGCUCCUACCAGUGUCUGUGUGAUUCUGGCUUUACUGGAGAUGGACAGAAUUGUAGUGAUGUUGAUGAAUGUUUCAACAACACAAUUUGUCAGGAAGAUCAACAAUGCAUUAAUGCAGCUGGCUCUUUUCAAUGUGUCUGUACCAGUGGAUUUUCAGAAAAUGAAACUUUUUGUGUUGAUAUUGAUGAAUGCUCGAUCAAUAUGUUCCUUUGCCAUUCAGAUGCCAAUUGCAUCAACCAACUUGGUUCAUUUCUUUGUGUCUGCCAAACUGGCUUUGUUGGUGAUGGUUUUAACUGCACAGAUAUUGAUGAGUGUUCAGAAAAUGGAACAGAGUGCAUGGAUGCUGAAGAGUGUACUCUGGGGUAUUCAAUUUGUCAUGAAAAGGCAACUUGCAACAACACUAUUGGAGCCUACUAUUGUAAGUGCAGGGCAGGAUUUGAAGGAAAUGGAACCAUGUGCAAUGAUAUUGAUGAGUGCAUUCAAAACCAGACCUUAUGUCACAUGUAUAGUUCCUGCAUUAACACUGAAGGCUCUUAUACAUGCCAGUGCAAUGAAGGAUUUGUGGGAAAUGGGUUAUAUUGCGAAGACAUAAAUGAAUGCAUUUUGUCCAAUGCAUCUGUCAUAUGUCAUUUUGACUCAUAUUGCAUGAAUACAUUGGGCUCAUUUGAAUGCCACUGCGAGGCUGGUUUUGAAAGCAAUGGGACUGAAUGUAUUGAUAUUGACGAAUGUAUAACAAAUUCAUCCGACUGCAACAUAUAUACCAGCUGCAUCAAUUAUCUGGGUUGGUAUUAUUGUGAAUGCUUGGAUGGAUUUAUCGGAAGUGGGACUGAGUGCUUGGACAUUAAUGAAUGCAGUGCAGAUAACAUGUGCCAUACCAAUGCUUUCUGCCUGAAUACACAGGGUUCCUAUCAGUGUCUGUGUGAUUCUGGCUUUACUGGAGAUGGCCAUAACUGUAGUGCUGUUGAUGAAUGUUCAAACAAUACAAUUUGUCGGGAAGAUCAGAUAUGCAUUAAUACAGUUCAAUCUUUUCAGUGUAUCUGUGCUAGUGGAUUUUCAGAUAAUGGAACACUUUGUAUAGAUAUUAAUGAAUGCUUGACAGAUAACCUUCUUUGCCACUUGAAUGCUCUGUGCAUCAACCAACCUGGCUUUUUCUCCUGCGUCUGCAAGUCAGGUUUUGUAGGAGAUGGAUUCCACUGUACAGACAUUGAUGAAUGUUCGCCUAUGAAAAUGACUUGCCACCACCUUGCUCAUUGUAUAAAUACUCCAGGCUCCUAUCUGUGCUCUUGUGAGAAAGGCUUUAUAGGAAAUGGACAGAUAUGCACUGAUAUCAAUGAAUGCCAGCUGAGUGAUCAAGCAUGUCCUUCGGUAGCUUCAUGUAUUAACACCAUAGGGAGUUACUACUGUGUGUGCAAUCAAGGAUUCACUGGCACUGGACAAGCAUGCACUUCUAUUGAUGAAUGUUCUCCACCUAGUUCAUGCCAAGCAAAUGGCAAAUGCAGAAAUAUAGAGGGGAAAUACAGUUGCAUCUGUUCGUCCAAUGACACUUGUGAUCCACAGAUAGCAAAUGAAAGUGUGCUUUAUCUGCAUGGUGAGCCUGUUGGAGACUUAAAGGUAUCUGCUUCAGGUGCUGAUGUAAACUCCCCCUUUAUUGUUCCUCCCAUGGGAUUUCCAUUCCUUGGUUCAAUUUGGGAUAGGAUAUAUUUUUCAGAUAAUGGCCUGAUUCAAUUUCAGAAUUUUCAAUCAAAUGAGAAUUAUUUAUAUCCAAACCCAUUUAAGAAUGGAUUUGACGGGAAUGAAACGGUGCCUAUGUUGGCUGUGUUCUGGGAUGAUGCUGACCUCACAUUUGGAAAUGGGAAGUUAUUAUAUCAGGUAUAUAAUGACAGUAAGAAGGACAUCUAUUCCCAACUGAUUAUCAACAGAACUACCGAGGAAGUUAACAGACAAUUUGCAAAGACCAUUGACAAUCCUUUUGUCCCUAGGUGGAUAUUAAAAGUCACAUGGGAUCACAUCUCACCUGUUUCCUUUCAGAAAAAAAAUUUAAGUGAGACAAACACGUUUCAGUGCAUUUUGACUACAGAUGGAAUUUUCUCAUUUGCUUUAAUGAAAUAUGCCACAAUGCAUUGGAACCCUGGCCAGAGAUUAUUCCAAAGAGUAUUAAUGGGCUACACAAAUGGGAAAGGAAUAUUUUACAAUGAUCCCCAAACCCAAAAAAAUGAAACUUAUGGUUCAAGAGGAAGAUACAGGCCAGAUCAAGUAAUUGGAAACACAGGACUUCGUGGGCAAUGGGCUUAUCGUCUGGAUCUGCAAAACUCCAGUAGGUAUAGUAAAACAUUCCGGCAAAAGUGCUGGCAUUGGUAUCUAACUGAACCCCAUCCUUCCACCUGGAAUACUGAUGUACAGUCUUGUCCCUGCCAUGAGUCGCAAGCGAAGGAAGAUAACCGUUUUAUACCAGAGAUUAUGCUGUUCAAUGUUUCAACCCAACAGAAGAUGGAAGGAGAAAGGACAACAUUUCAGUCUGCAUUACCUAAUCAGUUCACAGCUGGUCGAAGAUGCAUCUAUAGUUCAGGUUACCUGAUUGAGGGAAGAACUGAUCGAUACUUUAUUUUUACCCCAGAAGCAACGACGCUGCAGGACCAUAUAAAAGGAGAUUUGGAACCUUUUGAAUGGUGUUGCACAAAAUCUUCCUUAUGCAAUUUGUAUUAUGCGAAACGGCCUAUUGAUAAGUGUGAGAAUUAUACUUCAUUGGGUUUAGGUCAAGUCUAUGGAACGCUGCAUAUGAAAACAUUUGAUGGAGUUGAUUACAUAUUUCAUGGACUUGGUGAAUACGUCAUUGUCAGGCUGUCAUCAACCAAAGGACAUAACAUAUUUACUCUUCAAGGGCAAAGUUACCUAACAAUCAGGAACAACACCUUUAUAAACAUAGUGGCCUUUGUAAAGUUUGCUGCAUUUUAUCAGGGGAUGGUAAGGAUGAAAGUAGAAUGGGGAUGCUCCAAGUCUGGAAAGGAACUUUCUGUUACAGUAAAUGAUAAAGAUAUCAGAUUGCACAAAGGUGAAGAUUUAGAAGUAUACCAUUUCAGUCAUAACCAGUUGGCCCUGGUGUGUAAAAAGGGGACAAGAUGCUCUGCAGUUUAUUUUUCAGGACUACAGGUUACAGUGGAGAUUGGCAUAGGUGGCUUCCUCCAGGCAACAGUCCAUUUGCCACAUUCCUUCUACAACAGAACUCUUGGCCUCCUUGGUUUGUGGAGCAGUACAUCAGCAGAUGACCUUUUAUUUCCAAAUGGAGAUCAACUAAAGUUCCAAGCUGGCAGUUUUCCAACUGAAGCGGAAAUAUAUAAGUUUCAACAAUCCUGGCAGGUACCACCUCCGGAAAGUCUUUUCCUUUCACAUCAGCCAAUGGAAAAUUGGAGAACAAUUAGGCCAAUCUUCACAUCAGUACUCCUUGCAUCUGCAGAUAAUAAAACACUAAACAAUAUCAACAGGACAUGUUCUGGCAACGCUGCAUGCAUUCAUGAUAUCCUAGUUACUAAUGAUACAAACAUUGGAUUGCAAACUAAAGAUUACUACAUGAAGUAUGAGAAAUCUGCAGUGACUUUUGGAAACAUGCCUCCAACAUUUAUUGGCCCGUUGUUAAUUCGGGUUAAAGUUAAUACUACAACAAGGGUUCAAUUUACAGCUAAAGACCUCAACAAAGAUAAAAUCAACUUUGCACUUGUACCACCUACUCCUCAAGGAGCAACAAUAAACCCAGCCACAGGCCUUUUGACCUGGACACCAAAAACUAUCAAGCCAGUUCAACUAACCGUUCAAGUCAAUGAUGACUUAAGUGGAUCAUUUCUGAAUCCAACUGUCCAGAUGUGCAACUGUAUGGAUGGAGGUGAAUGUGAUUAUGAUACAAUCCUGCAGGCACACUUUCUGGGGAAACUUCAGAUUGUCGGAUGUAUAUGCUCAGAGCUGUUUUCAGGAGAGUUCUGCUCAGAAUAUCAAGAUCACUGUAAAGGGCAGCCUUGUUUCCCAGAACUGAAAUGCAUAAACCAAAUCAGUCCACAGCUUUUCCAAUGUGGUACAUGUCCAUCUGCAACCAUUGCAAAUGGGAAAGAGGGAUACAAAUGUUUUUUACAUGAUGAAUGCCUUCCACCAUUUCCUUUUCCCUGCCAUGAAUUAGCUAACUGCAUCAGCACUGGUCACAGCCAUCACUGUCAAUGCAAGGAAGGAUUCAUGGGUGAUGGAGUAAACUGCACAGAUAUUGAUGAAUGCAAGAACAUGUCCUUCUGUCCUAGUGCAAAAUAUGAAUGUUUCAAUAUUUUUGGUGCUGCUCGAUGUGCUUGUAGAUAUCACAGUGAAGAUGGCGCUGCAACUUGUGAUGAACCAACAAAUCCACCAGGGUGGAAUGUUUUCAACUGUACUGUCAAGUGGAAUACCUUAAGGAAGUCUGCUGUACUUUUGAAUGUUAAUAGUACUCUGUUCAAGGCUGAGGCCAAGAAAUAUGCCAACAAGCUAAAUAAAAUUUUGACCCAAGGAUUUGAGAAUAAAUUUUAUAAUCUUAGUCUGAAGUCAUUCCCAGGUGGAGGUCCAUCAGCUGAAUAUCGAGUGAAUGUUUCUAGUGAUACUCCUCAUUGGUUUAUUCAAGACUUCUUGAUUCAAGUUGCUGAAUACAACGAAGCUGAUCCAUCAGUUUCAGUAGAAGAUGUAAAUGAAUGUAUCAGUGGUGAAGCGAACUGUCAUGCUACUGCUCUGUGUGAGAACACCUACGGUGGCUUCAAGUGCAUUUGUAAUCGAAGUGCUGAAGUGGAAUCCCAAUUGUGCUACACAAACAAUCCAGAGUAUGACAACAAGGACAAACUGCUAUUGGGCCUGAUAUUGGGAAUAGGACUCCCACUGCUGCUACUUCUACUGGCAUUACCAAUUUUCUACUAUUGCAUUCGAAGGAAAGUGAAAGCAGAGUAA